Molecule: messenger RNA, 636 nt
Organism: Juglans microcarpa x Juglans regia
Lineage: Eukaryota; Viridiplantae; Streptophyta; Magnoliopsida; Fagales; Juglandaceae
Product: endoribonuclease Dicer homolog 2-like
Exons: 2
Coding region: 151-636 (161 amino acids)
Source: RefSeq, a predicted model, not a curated record
UGCUUACAAUGCUAAUAUGUAAGACAGGAAGAAUUCUGUGCCCCUUGUGUUUUUUCAGCCCCGUUGUUUUCUUAUAUAUCCUUUUGAUGAUUGCCGCUUAUACUCUUAUUUGUAACUAUUAAAUCUACAGGGAACGAACCUUAUAUUGAAAUGCAACCCAGUUAUUUCCCACCUGAACUGGCCGGUCAUGUUCCAAAGAAUUUGAAUAUAUUGUAUCAUUGCUACUUAAUGGAGCUGGAGCAGAAAUUUGAUAUUCCACUUCAUGAUAUCGUGCUUGUCCUGAGAAACAAGCUAGAAUCUGAACUUGAAAGCUUGCAUUUUGACUUGGAUGUUGACAGGGGUAGUUUGCCAGUGACCUUUAAAUAUGUAGGAGUGCUUAAUCUCAGCAAAGAUCAGGUCCAUUUGUGUACAAGGUUUCAGAAAACUCUUUUAAGAGUUCUGAGAUUGAAAAUUUUAAACGAGCGUAUGGAUGGAGAUAUUUUGGGAGCUGAGACUGAUUAUCUUUUGCUCCCAGCCACUGGAAAGCAUCAGAGAGAGAAACAUAUUGUUUGGAAGAUAUGGGGUGACAAAUUGUUGCGCGAGCACGAAGUGAAUAAAAGGGAAGAUAAAGUACGAGAGAGAGAGAGACAACUCUGA